Hevea brasiliensis (rubber tree) is the source of this 1524-nucleotide messenger RNA. Its product is annotated as zinc finger CCCH domain-containing protein 14. Bases 145 to 1095 code for a protein of 316 amino acids. The transcript has 2 exons. Gene Ontology annotation, molecular function: metal ion binding; mRNA binding. Lineage: Eukaryota; Viridiplantae; Streptophyta; Magnoliopsida; Malpighiales; Euphorbiaceae. The record is from RefSeq and is a predicted model, not a curated record.
GCUUCAAAAUUAUGCCUUAAUCCACUCAUGAUAGCACUUUCAAACCUUCUAAGUUGAAACACACGCACUCUUAUCUCUCUAUCUCUCUCUCUCUCUCUCUCCCUCUCUUGAUCCUUGUUCAGGUGAUCAUCUCUCUAUUCUCUAAUGGAGAAAAGCGUGUCUCCACCAUCGGAUCUGAAAACCGUCUCCCCGCCAUCGAAAUCACCACCGCUUGCGUCUCCUCGAACGUCCGAUCAUCUUCACACUCAACAGUUUGCCUCCAAUUUCACCACAUUGUAUCAUUCCAUUUUCCCGCCAAAACCAUCUCCGCUUCCUUCUUCUAUCUCCUUUUCAUUAACCCCUUCCACCUCCUCCCCGUCCUCCACUGCCACCACUAAUGAUUUUAAUACUGAGCACCGCCUUCACCAGGCGCGUCUUAUUUUGGAGUAUGAAGAGCUUUGCGACCACUACGAGCUCGCUGUCGCUCGCCUCCAAGUUUUGACAAACGAGAUCGACUCGCUUCGCCAAGAGAAUGCCGAUCUCAGAUUCACCAAUAAUGAGCUGGUUAAGAUUCUCAGCUUAUCUUCUCAGGCCGCGAUUCAAAGCCGCUUUACCAGCCGCGAGAUGGUUGAGCCGAACCGUUUCGAGAGGAAUACAGAGCGAGUCUCGUUGCCGAAGAGCAUUUCUGUCCGGUCUAGUGGUUAUCUUAAAACAAAUCGAGCCAGUGCAAGCAAUGGUGGCGGUCAGAGUAGCACCUCAAAUAGGCCGCGAGUUCCGAGUCAUCUCGAUCAAUUCGUCCCUGGAUCGGCGCAGCAUCGAGUGUGCGUGCCAGGACGAGGGAAGAAGGAGGACGCAGCCGUGGAGUUAGACGUGUACAAUCAAGGGAUGUGGAAGACAGAGCUGUGCAACAAAUGGCAGGAGACUAGCACGUGUCCUUACGGCGACCAUUGCCAAUUUGCUCACGGAAUUACAGAGCUGCGUCCCGUUAUAAGGCACCCAAGGUACAAGACUCAGCUUUGCAGGAUGGUUCUCGCCGGUGAAGUAUGUCCCUAUGAUCAUAGGUGCCACUUUCGCCACUCUCUUACUGAGCAGGAGAGGCUAAUGGGUCCACGUUGAUCUGUUUUUCUUGAUGGGGAAAGGGAAAUGUAAAGAUUAAGGAAAUGCCAAAGGGGAUGUAUAAUCAAUAUAUGAUGUAACUAAUAAAAAUGGGUAAAACAAGAGAGAUGAGAACUUAUAAAUGAGGAGGAUAAAUAUAUUAAGAAGAUAUAAUAAUUAGUAAAAUGGGGUAAUAAGAGUUAAAACUUUUCUCCGAGAGGUUUAAGUCGCAAGUCAGAGAAAUUGGAUAUUCCUGAUUGUUGUAGGAAAUAUUUCUGAAUUCUGAUGUGAAGCUGGUUGGGAUAGGUCAUGAACAACCUCCAAAACUAGACCAAACUUCAAGCCUGUAAUGAUGAUAUUUUGUUGUGCAAUGCUAAGCAACCUUCAUUUCAAGUUAGUUAUGUUCUCCCUCCUUAAACUCUCACUCUCACACACCGACACAGUCACCAA